UCCACCCAGGUGAACUCCUCAUCUCUCAGCUCCCCGACCGGGCGGGGCUCCAUGGCCGCCCCCUCGCUGCACCCCUCCCUGGGGGCUGGCAUCGGCUCUUCGCUGGGCUCGCCGGGGCAGCUGCACUCGCCCAUCAGCACGCUGAGUUCCCCCAUCAAUGGCAUGGGCCCACCCUUCUCAGUCAUCAGCUCCCCCAUGGGCCCCCACUCCAUGUCGGUGCCCACCACGCCCCCCCUGGGCUUUGGCACUGGCAGCCCCCAGCUCAGCUCGCCCAUGAACCCCGUCAGCAGCAGCGAGGACAUCAAGCCCCCGCUGGGCCUCAAUGGCGUGCUCAAAGUCCCUGCCCACCCCUCGGGAAACAUGGCGUCCUUCACCAAGCAUAUCUGUGCCAUCUGCGGGGACCGCUCCUCAGGCAAGCACUACGGUGUAUACAGCUGUGAGGGCUGUAAGGGCUUCUUCAAACGGACGGUGCGCAAGGACCUGACCUACACCUGCCGCGACAACAAAGACUGCCUGAUCGACAAGCGCCAGCGGAACCGGUGCCAGUAUUGCCGCUACCAGAAGUGCCUGGCCAUGGGCAUGAAGCGGGAAGCUGUGCAGGAGGAGCGACAGCGGGGCAAGGACCGGAACGAGAAUGAGGUGGAGUCCACCAGUAGUGCCAACGAGGACAUGCCCGUGGAGAAGAUCCUGGAGGCUGAGCUAGCCGUGGAGCCCAAGACCGAGACCUACGUGGAGGCAAACAUGGGGCUGAACCCCAGCUCGCCCAACGACCCUGUCACCAACAUCUGCCAGGCAGCGGACAAACAGCUCUUCACCCUUGUGGAGUGGGCCAAGCGGAUCCCGCACUUCUCUGAGCUGCCGCUGGAUGACCAGGUCAUCCUGCUGCGGGCAGGCUGGAACGAGCUGCUCAUCGCCUCCUUCUCGCACCGGUCCAUAGCCGUGAAGGACGGGAUCCUCCUGGCCACCGGGCUGCACGUCCACCGGAACAGCGCCCACAGCGCAGGGGUGGGCGCCAUCUUUGACAGGGUGCUGACGGAGCUCGUGUCCAAGAUGCGGGACAUGCAGAUGGACAAGACGGAGCUGGGCUGCCUGCGCGCCAUCGUCCUCUUCAACCCCGACUCCAAGGGACUCUCAAACCCAGCCGAGGUGGAGGCGCUGAGGGAGAAGGUGUACGCGUCCCUGGAGGCCUACUGCAAACACAAGUACCCGGAGCAGCCGGGACGGUUCGCCAAGCUCCUGCUGCGCCUGCCCGCCCUGCGCUCCAUUGGGCUCAAGUGCCUGGAACACCUGUUCUUCUUCAAGCUCAUCGGGGACACGCCCAUCGACACCUUCCUCAUGGAGAUGCUGGAAGCCCCACACCAAAUGACUUAGGCCCGUCCUUUGCGCCCGCCCGCUCCGGCCGCCUGCCUGGACGCCAGCUGCUCUUUUUGGCCUGUCCCUGCCCUCCCUGCCUGGCCUGUGUGGACCUCUGGGGUGCGGCCUGUGACUGCUCUGCCUGCGAGAUGCAUUGUUGUCCUCGUGAUUUUUAUUACUACUUGUCUUUGGCCCAGGACAGUGGCUUUCUCGGGCGGCAGCCGGAUUGGCAAGAACUGGUGUGACUCAGCCAGGCCCCUCCCCAUCAAGCUCACCCCAGGGGGGCUCAAGGCAGCUCACAGGGGGUCUCGUGGCCCCCAGCUGUGGAGCUGCAGGAGCGGGAAAGAGGCUUUGUCCUGGCUGCUGUUGGUUGCUGGUUUCACAUCUCCCCAGCGGCUCUCUGUUUGGAGUGACCUGUCUUCGCCUGCUCUGAGUGCUGGUGCCCGCCAGCCCGUGAGAGCCCCACCCGGUGUCAGGAGGAGGGGCAGGGGGGGAGCAGGCUGGUGUUUCAUGGCAAGAGCCCCACCCGCCCUGGGACAGCGGGAGGGGAGUCAGCACAAGCCAGGUUCCCUUUGCUCAGAGUGAAGGUGGAACAGCCCAUUUUCCAAAGAUAGCUCGCAGCUUCGUCC
Molecule: messenger RNA, 1982 nt
Organism: Galeopterus variegatus (Sunda flying lemur)
Lineage: Eukaryota; Metazoa; Chordata; Mammalia; Dermoptera; Cynocephalidae
Gene: RXRA
Product: retinoid X receptor, alpha
Exons: 9
Coding region: 52-1371 (439 amino acids)
Biological process (GO): response to retinoic acid; anatomical structure development; negative regulation of transcription by RNA polymerase II
Cellular component (GO): nucleus; RNA polymerase II transcription regulator complex
Molecular function (GO): zinc ion binding; retinoic acid-responsive element binding; nuclear steroid receptor activity
Source: RefSeq, a predicted model, not a curated record